Messenger RNA from Microthlaspi erraticum, 1608 nucleotides. Lineage: Eukaryota; Viridiplantae; Streptophyta; Magnoliopsida; Brassicales; Brassicaceae. The record is from the annotation of a GenBank genome assembly.
AUGCCCCUUGCUCGUAUUGAAAUACCACAUGAACGUGCAAAGGCAGACGAUACACGUGAGUCUAAAACACGCUUGAAGCGUGGUAGACCUGUUGGUUCUAAGGAUAAAAAUCCUAGAAAGCGAAAGGAAGUUGAGAAGCAUGAUGAUCCUAAAAUAACAGAAAGUAUUUUAGGAGAAACAAGUCAUGAAGCCAAUGAAAAUAUCGAACUUCCCGAGUCCGAAGAAAAUCAUGAGAUCUCUAUCAACUACAUUCAUAAUGGAAAGAUAUGGAAUCGAAAUGAAAUGGAUGAUGUUGAUGAGUUUUUCUCAUAUCUUGUAUCAAACGAAAUAAAUGAGGAAAACGAAGAUCCAGAACCAAAAUCUGUAUCUGAAUGUCAAAAGAGACAUGACUGGGAAAACUGGAAAAAUGCAAUUCAAGUCGAACUUGAUUCGCUUAAUAAGCGAGAGGUGUUUGGACCUAUCGUAGUCAUACCCAAAUCAGUCAAACCAGUUGGGUAUAAAUGGGUUUUCGUUCGAAAAAGAAAUGAGAAUAAUGAGAUUAUGAGACAUAAAGCUCGUCUCGUGGCUCAAGGUUUUUCUCAAAGACCUGGAAUCGAUUAUGAGGAAACUUAUUCUCCUGUCAUGGACGCAAUCACAUUUAGAUUUCUGAUGAGUCUAGCGGCUAGUGAAAAUCUAGAAAUGCGUCUUAUGGACGUCGUCACAGCAUAUUUAUAUGGAUCAUUAGAUACUGAUAUUUAUAUGAGAAUCCCCGAAGGAUUCAAAAUGCCAGAAGCAUUAAGUUCUAAACCAAGAGAAUUAUGUGCAAUAAAAUUACAAAGGUCAUUAUAUGGGUUAAAACAAUCGGGGCGCAUGUGGUAUAAUCGCCUAAGUGAGCAUUUGAUCAAAAAGGGAUAUAUCAAUAACCCUAUAUGCCCAUGUGUUUUCAUCAAGAAAACAUCAUCCGGAUUUGUAAUUAUCGCGGUGUAUGUUGAUGAUCUAAAUAUUAUAGGAACUCAUGAAGAGAUACAUGAAGCAACUAAUUAUCUAAAAGGGGAAUUUGAGAUGAAAGAUCUCGGACAGACAAAGUUUUGUCUUGGCUUACAAAUCGAGCAUUCUGAAAAGGGUAUAUUUGUACAUCAAUCUACUUAUACCAAAAGAGUGUUAAAACGUUUCUACAUGGAUAAGUCAACUCCCCUGAGUACACCUAUGGUAGUUAGAUCACUUAAUGUUGAAAAAGAUCCUUUUCGACCACCUGAAGAAAAUGAAAAGAUACUUGGUCCUGAAGUACCAUAUUUAAGUGCUAUUGGUGCCCUUAUGUAUCUUGCGAAUUGUACACGUCCUGAUAUAUCAUUUGCCAUUAAUCUCUUGGCAAGAUUUAGCUCAUCUCCAACUCAAAGACAUUGGAAUGGAGUUAAGCAUGUACUUCGCUAUCUUCAAGGGACGAUUGAUUUAGGAUUAUUCUACCCUAAAAACGCAGAUGACCAAAUGAUUGGUUUUGCAGACGCUGGGUAUCUAUCUGAUCCUCACAAAGCUCGUUCACAAACCGGUAUGUUUUCACUGUCGGAGGAACCGCUAUCUCAUGGCGCUCCAGAAACAAACUCUCGUGGCCACCUCCUCAAACCAUGCUGA